AAAAUAUAAUUAUACCGAAAUAUUAAGAAGACUACUUAAUAAAAUAGUGAAUGUGACAUAAGUAUUUCGCAGGUUUAUACCAAGCACCGGUAAAGACACGAGAUGGCGCAAGGAGCGAGAAGGGCACUGUUGGCUGUGCUCAUGGUCGCCGCUGUCAUCAUUCCCCACUUCACGGCACAACCACCAAGCGCGGACAAGUCGAUAGAAAAGGACCGCACUAACAGACAAACUGCAAUCAAGGCGGGCAAACAAGUGGCUACCACUCCGAAAUGGGGUUUCUUCGGAACUAUAUUUCAUCUUAUUUUGGAGCAAAUUAAUGACACAAAAAGUGCAUAUAAUCAGAUAACAGAUCAAGUGAAUACCCAGUUUGUCGACGAUACUGUAAGUGCAAGAACAAGAUUUUUUAAUAGUCUUUUUAAUGAAUUGCUUCACACUCGAGUAGUAGGACGCCCCUCGUAUUCGCGGUCAAAUAUUUUUUGAACUAGCUUAUUGUUAAAUAGGUAUAGAUUUAAAACGAAGAGUUUCACAAUUUAACGUGACAACUUAUGCAUGACAUUCAUGAGCAUUUGUGAUGUUCGUUCACACCGGAAUUGCGUAAUGUCCGACCUUGAUCUUUCACUGUUGCGAUUCAGAUUUUUGUAGAAUGAGCAUAUAGCUUGGGACAAUUUGAUAAUUUCAUAAUUAAAUUAAAUAUUUGCGUUGUUUGGCUCAAAGAUGCAAUCCAUUUUUAUUAAACUUGGUUCUCUGAGUAAAACCAAUUCCUUGUGCUCAUCAGCUUAAAGGUUACACUACCGUUACCGUCUACGUCAUUAGAGUUGAAAGUGAAGUAAUGACGGGACUAGCCCAUGAUAUGUUAAAAUACUGUCAAACUACCGUGACAGGAACAUAAAUUAUAGUGGAGUAGUGGAGUGAACCUAACCGAAAUGCUUAGUGCAGUAGCACUUCUACUUAUGUGCUGACCUUGAAUUCCUAGUGGGGUAAUUAUUUACAAAAUCAUCAUUUUAAGGUUGCAAAAAUUAAUAUGACUUAAGAUAACAAUAAUCAGUUAGUAACAAUUAACUUCUAAACUGUAAAGGGUAAAAACAUAAGUGUAUGAACAAAAAACCGUGUGAUACUAACCUACUCCUUGACAGCGCUAAAGUUAAUAAUUUACGUUUUUUCUUUACGUUUUAUUCUAGCUUUGGUCUACUUUAUAUAUUAAAAACAUCUUCUAUGCUGUAUUGGGAGACAAAUAAUCUCAUGAACUGAACUCGGAGAUAUAAAAACAGCAGAAUGUGACGUCUGCUGUUUUUAUAUCUCCGUGGCCGAGUGGUUUGUACG
Chilo suppressalis (striped riceborer) is the source of this 1320-nucleotide messenger RNA. The record is from the annotation of a GenBank genome assembly. Lineage: Eukaryota; Metazoa; Arthropoda; Insecta; Lepidoptera; Crambidae.